AUGUCACAAAAAAUGUUGACGAUGACAUCACCUGGGUCAAAAUCGAAGGCGUUUAUAUUCGAUGGGUUUAAUUACAAGUGGACGAUAGAGGAGGAUGGGACUCGUGUCUUGCGUCGAUAUAGUGCCUCUACGGAGUCAAGUUCCAAGGCUGUCGAUAGCGAACUAUGCGCGAAAUAUUCCGCUAUCAAACGGAAGCACCAUUCGGCGUUAUUGGUCGACCCCAGUCGGUGUGAUGAACGGGUGGCCAUUGCAACUUUGUUCAUAUGUUUGAGGAGAGAAGAGGGGCUGAGAGGACUUUUAGGUGGAAUUAUCAGGUAA
Messenger RNA from Orbilia oligospora ATCC 24927, 318 nucleotides. RefSeq lists its product as uncharacterized. The record is from RefSeq and is a predicted model, not a curated record. The transcript has a single exon. Bases 1 to 318 code for a protein of 105 amino acids. Lineage: Eukaryota; Fungi; Ascomycota; Orbiliomycetes; Orbiliales; Orbiliaceae.